AUGACAGGGUUUAAAGUUUCUUCUUUUUUUUAUAUUCUGGCAUUGUCCCGCUUUUUCAACGCAGGAAGGGAACGAGCUUGUGAUAAGUUAAAAAUUACAGUUACACAUCUAUACUGGUUUAUUAUACGCAAACUUUUGUUACAUGAGGUUCAUGUUCAUGUUAGUCGUGUUUGCAACGUUUCUUUUAUUUUGUCUCCUUGCCUCUUUCGCAAUUUUUUUACGUUGUCUCUUCAUGUACUCUAUGUAAUGUAUGAGCAGGCUCUGACACCCGAGUUCUUCCGUCAAUGGUGGGAUAUUAUUCAAUCCAAAUGA
Molecule: messenger RNA, 312 nt
Organism: Saccharomyces cerevisiae S288C
Lineage: Eukaryota; Fungi; Ascomycota; Saccharomycetes; Saccharomycetales; Saccharomycetaceae
Gene: YMR316C-A
Exons: 1
Coding region: 1-312 (103 amino acids)
Source: RefSeq, marked reviewed